AUGCGCGAAUUCAAAGAAACUCCAGGAUAUUCGGCAAAGUUUUCUUAUUCAAAUUCAUAUAAUAAUCCGAAAAGUUCUUUAAGUUCUAAGGUACUUCGCGUUGCGCCAAAAGCGACUCAACAGCAGCAAUAUACCCGAAAUAGGAAUCUUUAUAGUCAUUGUAACAAUUUGAAUACGGCAAAUAAUUUGGAAAAAUAUGAAGAAUAUGAUUGGAUUGAUAAUAGCUGCUUUGAUAAUUGUGACGCAAUUGCUAUCUCAAAGGAAGAUUUAGUCAAAGCAGCCGCUUUAAAAGUCUCUCGUGGAGAUUUGUUGAAAGCAGUAUCAAAUUAUCAUUAUUAUCAUCAAACAUAUGAUAAAUAUUUCAAAGGAAAUGAUAAUGGAUCCCCAAAAAUAUGGAUCGGAAAUGUGACAAAAGAAGUUCAAAUUGAUAGGUUAAAAUAUGCAUUAACUGCUCAAUUCGGCUUUCUCUUGCACUUUAUUAAACCUUGUGAUAAGCCGUAUAUCCUUGCAAAAUUUAUCAAUUUAAAAUGUUAUGAGAAAGCAGUAAUGGCCGGCGAAGUUCGAGUAUUUGGAAAACCAUUGCCCGUUGAGCCAUAUAUUUACAAAUCAAGCGCCAGUUAUCAAUAA
Molecule: messenger RNA, 627 nt
Organism: Ambispora leptoticha
Lineage: Eukaryota; Fungi; Glomeromycota; Glomeromycetes; Archaeosporales; Ambisporaceae
Source: the annotation of a GenBank genome assembly